AUGGAGCAGUUGAAUUCGGCCAAUACCAAUGAUCCCAAGUCCAAAGUCAUUAAGAACCUAAAGAGACAAUCGAUCCGCCAUAGUCUUGUGACGGAGAAUAAAGGCGAUGACUAUGAUUGGGGUAAAAAAAAGUAUACACACACACACACACACAUUUUGUUUAAUAUAAAUGCAAAAAAAAAAAAAAAAAUAGACUUUUGGGCAGGGAUUAUGUGCGAUUUUCAACAUUUGAACAAGGUAAAUCAAGAAUUAAUUAAACAUAUUCGGGUGGGCAUUCCACCUUCCAUUCGUGGUAUGGUAUGGCAAUUACUUGCCAAAUCAAAAGACGAAAUGCUGGUCACAAAAUAUAUGGAUCUUCUUAAACUGCCGAGCCCCUAUGAUAAAAUGAUUCAGCGAGAUCUGGCACGUACCUUCCCUGGCCAUGUUUAUUUCAAAGAUACAGAUGGGCAAGGUCAAGAGGGACUUUAUAACGUGGUCCGAGCCUAUAGUUUAUAUGAUGAUGAAGUUGGCUAUUGUCAAGGGCUUGCCUUUAUUGUGGGUCCCAUGCUCCUCAACAUGCCAGAUGAAGAUGCGUUCUGUGUGCUAAUCAAAUUAAUGAAACAAUAUGGUCUUCGGGGCCAUUUCACACCGGAAAUGGACGGACUUCAAUUACGGCUGUACCAAUUUGAUGCGUUGGUGCAAGAGCACCUGCCUCAUGUGGCACGGCAUCUGAUUGGACAAGGGAUCAACUCCACCAUGUAUGCUUCACAGUGGUUCAUGACACUGUUUGCCUAUAAAUUUCCUUUAAACCUGGUUUUUCGGAUCUAUGACGUGAUAUUUACCGAGGGCAUCGGCUCUAUUUUUAAAUUCGCCAUUGCCUUGCUCAAGAAGAACCAGACGACAAUUUUGGGACUGGAUUUCGAACACUUGUUGCAUUUCUUGAAGAAUGGCUUAUUUGAGCAAUACAAGGAUGAUGAUCGUCGGUUUGUAAGUGAUGCGUGUGAUUUAGAAUUCACAGCGAAAAGAUUAUACCAGCUUGAAAAGGAAUACAAGCAAAUGCUUCAAAAGGAGCUGGCGGACGCGACCUUGAUGGAGGAAUUACAAAAACAAAAUGCGGUAUUGAAAAAGAAGUUUGAAACGUUGGAAGGAAAGACGGAGACGUUGAGAGCGGAACAGACGGACGUACAAGAGCAACUGAACGGCACGUUGGAACAAUUGAAUACAUUAAAAGAAGAAAACACUGAAUUGGUGACGGUCGUGACGAACUUGGAAAAGGAAGUGAAAUCCGUGCCUGAAGAAAUUGAGGCGAGAACAAGAGAUCAAUUCGAAGGUUACUGUGAGGAAAAUGCUUCUCUGAUCGGAAAGAAUUCUUCGCUCGAGGAUCAAUUACAAAAGGCAGAAUCCAUCCUGAUUGAUAUCAAGAUUCGUUAUGCACAAAGUGAAAAUGAUAAAGAAGAAUUACAUCGAAGAUUAUAUGAAUUAAAGAAAUUAAUGAGUUUUUAA
This is a messenger RNA of Mucor mucedo, 1482 nucleotides long. RefSeq names its product rab-GTPase-TBC domain-containing protein. The coding region runs from base 1 to 1482 and encodes 493 amino acids. The transcript has 3 exons. NCBI's taxonomy places the organism in Eukaryota, Fungi, Mucoromycota, Mucoromycetes, Mucorales, Mucoraceae. The record is from RefSeq and is a predicted model, not a curated record.